AUGGAUCGUCUUCAUGUUCCAAUCAUGGCGGAUCCUCUUCUCUCCUCCAUCAUCACUUUUCACACAACCAAGAUAAUUGUCAUGGAUCCCACCAAGUACUCCUUUAUUGGAUCCAUUCCUGACACCAUGCUUGCCUGUGUGUCUGCAGCAAGUAAUGUCUUGCAACAAUACAGGAAGAUUCCUUCUUCGGGUCCGAGGGAGCUCACACCAGCCAUGGUUCGCUCCAUUGACAAAGCUGACAAGCCAGCAAAAAGGGGAAAGAAAACUGAGACUCAGAAGGAGACGAAGCCUCAACCAAAGAAGCAGAAGAAGCCUGCUCGGAGACUCAUACUCCAAUCUUCAAGCGCUGCAGACUCGGAGUAUGUUCCUCCCAAACAUAAAUCUGCUCCUCCUUCCAAAUCUGAAAGCGAAAGCUCUGAUGAUGAGGCUUCGGCUCGUGGUGAAACCCCGCCUCGCUCGCCUACCCCAAAAAUUCCAGUUCGCUCCCCACCUCCUUCUCCUCCACCUGUUACCAUCCUAGUAUCCAUCCCUCCUAUAUUUCCUAUCCAUACAUCUCAACCAUCAACCACUACUCCCAUCCCCACUCCCAUCUUCACAGACACUACCACUACCACCACUACUCAUUCUACAGCUCCCACCCCACUUGUUACAACCGAACCACCAGUAACAACCGAACCUCCUGCCACUACCAAACCCUUAUCACCUACACCUUCUACUGACACCACCCCAGUUCUAGGUGAUGAGGACUUGGAAUUUGAUUCCACUUAUUUUAGUCCUUACCGUGUACAGAGUGAUGAAGACGACGAUGAACCGAUCACCAAGCGUCAUCUCAAAGGAGUAAACGACAAACUUGAUCAACUGCUUUCCUCCUCUUCAUCUAGGGCUUAUUUUGAUGCUGCUUUAAAGGCUUUGUUCUCUUCUGUAGUCCAAGAACACAACGCCUCCCUUUCUGCUGCAGCUAAGGCGGCAGCUCAGAAAAAUUCUCAAACUGUGAAUGCUUCGGUUGAUAACCUUCAGCGUUCUCUUCAAGCUGAACGGUCCAGCCUUGAAGCUGCUCGUCAAGCAAUCGAGGCAGCCAACGCCACUCUGCACGACAACGUCAAUGAUCGAUUGAAUCAAUUGGAGGUAGAGUUGGCUGUUGAAAAUCGCACCAUGGAUGAACUUGACAAAAGAACCUCUCAGCUGAAGAUGCAGAAUCUCAAACUUCGCACUGCAACAGCUGAACUCAAUUACUUGAAGUCUGAGAGGGAGGUUAUACGAAGCUCUGCUGCUAAUGUUCACUCCAUCUUACUUCACCUUCUUGAAGCCCAUGAUCCCAUAAUUACCAUCACCAUUCGCGGGCAUUUGGCUGACAAACUUCGACCUGCUCUGGACAUCGUUAGUCGUAUCCAUUGUUUUGAAAGCCGGAUCGGACCGGCCGGUUGA
Molecule: messenger RNA, 1425 nt
Organism: Lactuca sativa (garden lettuce)
Lineage: Eukaryota; Viridiplantae; Streptophyta; Magnoliopsida; Asterales; Asteraceae
Source: RefSeq, a predicted model, not a curated record